UAUAUGUCCAAACAUGAGUUGACAUUUCACAAAAAUAUCUUACUUAUCCUAAGUUCAUUUUUUGAGAUAACCCUUGUUAAUGGAUGAGCUUGCAUUCUUAAUGGAUUGGGAUUUUGAAGCUUUCAAUGAACCCCCAACAACCAAUAAUCCUUAUUAUUUUUCUCAACAAGAAAAUGAAUUAUUUGGUAAUUUUCCAGAAUUCUCACAAACCACCAAUGUCUUUAUUGAUGAACUUGAACAAAUUUCCAAACCUUUUUACCCUCUUUCAUCACAAACCAAUAUAGUUACAAAUUCUCUAACUAUCCCUAAAGAAGAACUCAAAGAAAUUAAAGCCUCGGAGAGAAUAGCUUCUCAAGAUUUGCAAGUUCCCGCAGCAUCUAAAUGUAAAAGAAGCAAGAAAAAACAGAACAAGAAUAUUGUUAAAAAGGUUGUUGCAGAAGAUGGUGUACUUUGUGAUGCAUGGUCAUGGAGAAAAUAUGGACAAAAACCAAUAAAGGGUUCACCCUAUCCUCGAAGCUACUAUAAAUGUAGCACUUCCAAAAAAUGUUUAGCAAGAAAACAAGUUGAAAAAAGCCAUUUGGAUCCAAAAGUUUAUUUAGUUACAUACAAUGCAGAACAUAAUCAUCCACAACCAACUAGAAGAAAUUCAUUAGCAGGAAUCACUAGGAAGAACAAUGUCUUAGUUACAAAUUCUUCAAGAAAAUUAAUUAUUGACCAAAAAACUUGUUCUUUAAAUUCCUCCAUAGCAACUCAUGACUCUCCAAAGACACAUUUGGUGAAAGUUGAAGAUGAGGUACUUGUUACAAGUGUGCAACAAAGUAAGGGAUUGGUGAAAUAUGAGGAAGAUCAUGAUCUUCUAGAGUGGUUGAAUAGUGCUCAAUUAAGUGAUGAUGGUUGGAUUCCAAGCAAAGAGUUAGAUGAAUUUAUUGGACUAGAGUAUCAAUCACAUGCAUAGAUAUAGAUAUAUCGUAUGAUAUGGCUGCGCAGUUUCAUGGAUAUAUUUAUAUAUAUAUAUAUAUAUAUAUAUAAAAAUGGUUUUGAUGACAGUUAGGUUCCUUAAACUAUGUUUGGAUUUCAUAGAGAAUGAUGAAAUUUAAUAGAAUGAGAUGUUAUUAGAUUUUGUUGUUUAUAUGUGUUUAGAAUAACAUUAACACAAUUACAAAGACUAAUAUUUUUGAGGAUAUGAA
Cicer arietinum (chickpea) is the source of this 1187-nucleotide messenger RNA. Its product is annotated as probable WRKY transcription factor 29. Gene Ontology annotation, biological process: regulation of DNA-templated transcription. The record is from RefSeq and is a predicted model, not a curated record. Gene Ontology annotation, molecular function: transcription cis-regulatory region binding; DNA-binding transcription factor activity. Gene Ontology annotation, cellular component: nucleus. Lineage: Eukaryota; Viridiplantae; Streptophyta; Magnoliopsida; Fabales; Fabaceae.